AUGGUCGUUCAUAUAAUUCGUCCAGAUCUAUCAGUCCCUGAAGAAGUUGGUAAACUUUGUGUCGAUAAAUACUUGUCAAUUCGCACGAUUUAUCCAAAUGGGAAUGUUGUACCAGUAGAUAUUAAAUUGGAUAUACAAGAUUUUAACUAUUGUAUUUUGGAUAAUAACAUAGGAAUGUUAAACCCUAUUCAAAUUUUUCCAAUAAGAAAAAAUUUUUUGUUAGUAACUUAUACGAAUGCCAUAGACGAAUCGGAUCCUUUUAGUUAUACUGAUAGAGCUAUGAUUAUUGAUUUAUAUGGAAAUAUUUACAGUAAUAUUACAUUUGGUUCGAGCUUUGUUGAUGUUGCCACUAAUCAAUGGCAACCACGAGAAGGGAUCUUUAUAAACUUUGAUCCCGACAAAGGAUUUUUCCGUUUCACACCUACAAUGCAUACUGAUACAAUCUGGCAGCAAUACGAUAAUCUGAGCCUUAUAAGUACAGUCGUUUCAAUGGUGGACGGUAGAUACGCAAUUGUAUUUGCAAAUUCUACGGAUACUACAGCCUCACUUGAAAAUCCUUUUAUUCCACGAGGGGGGGUCUACAUUUAUAUCUUAGAUAUUCAUAAAACUAAACGAGAACCAGCUGUUCUUUACCAAACUCCAAUUUCAGGAUUAAAGUUUGUUGGCAUUGAUUGCGGUGCUUCUUACGUAGGAUUUGGACAAACUUGUAUAGUAGCAGGAGUAUUUACAAUUCGUUCUGUUAAUAAAAAAAUUCAUCUUAAAAUUGAUUUUCUUUCAUCUGGAACCGUAAUAAACGUUUUGCCUUUGAUAGAUAAUAUUCAAAGGAAUCCGUUAAUUGAAGAAUAUUUUAUCGAAGCAUUACGAUAUGGAGGUUAUUUAUUAAAAGGAAUUGGAACGGAUGAUAGUGGUGGAUCUUUCAUUGAAGGUUAUAUUUUAAACGGCGAAGGCAUAGUAUAUAGUUGGGACCUUCCAAUGCCUACCGUGAUAAACCCUCUUGGUAUCGCGCAAAUUUUGAGAAAUAAUACUAUUGUAAUUUCUCAACCGAUAGAAAAGCCAUAUUGGACUUUGAUAACCACUACAUUGUAUAAAUUUGAACAAGCAAAAGAUCAUGGUUAUGAAAAUUUCCACAUCGAAGCUACUACUCCGAAUAUUAAUGAUAUUAUUGCCCCCGAUACGAAAUCACUUACAAUUACAUAUAAUAAUAAUGUUGAUUUUUCAGUUGGUCGCAUUAAAAUUUUUCAUGAAAAUGGUAAUUUGCGGCAAAUUAUUAUUGGAAACAACGAGGCAUUCAUAAAUCAAACUGAAGAUGGGAAUUUAACUACGGUCUAUGUCAAAUUAAUUGAGAGCACAUUGAAUCAACCUGAUAGUAAAUACUAUGUUUUAAUUGAAAAUAAUUUUGUAAAGAACCGAGUUUACCAAGAACCUCUCUAUGGUAUAAAAGAAAAUGUCUGGUAUUUCAAUACAACUCGAAUAGAAGAAGAAUUUUCAGAGAGCGCCAAUGGACAAGUUCGAUUGAAUGAAGUGGGAACUGAAUAUUUUAAAAGUCUUAACGAGAACGAUCGCAAAACUUUCUUUGAGAAAUUAAGUCGAGAAUUGGCUGAUGCAAUUCCCAUCAGUCAUGAACGUGUAACUACCAAUGAAAGGAAUGAAACUGACGCUUCGACUCCUAAUAAUCAAAUCUUUUUACCUAUUAAAAUCUUAAAAGAUAAAAUUAGUACUAGAAAAGAAAGAACUGUUAAAUUCGCAAUUCAAGAUUUAGAUCAUUUGAUUAGGAAUAAGUUUAUCACUGUUAUAGGAUCCGGUGAAACUUCACAAUAUUUAGAUGAGAUAUAUGGAUAUAAACAACUUCCCAAUCAGUGGCAAUCGUUUGGACCAGGUCUUCUCGGAGCAUUUGCAGCCGUAUUAGUUUUGGCUUUACUUUUCAUGGCAAAAAAUACCGCAAUUUUUCAAUUUGGUCUUGCUGUAUCUGAUAUUGUGUUAGAUUGGCUUUUUAUCUUUACCAAAUCUAAAAACGUUAAGUUAUUUAUUCCAAGUCUUGUAAUUUUGUUAGUUUCAUUUUUCGUAAGUUUAAUAUUGGCAUUUAGGAUUAUUAGCAAAGAACUAAGAAACGAUAAUGAACAAGCAACAAAAUUUAGAAAAUGGCUUAAUGAAAAUAGUAAAAUUGUAAACGUAUUCAAUAUUUUGGCAGGAACUGAUCUUGAAAUUUUAAAUGUGCUUGAUUCAAAGAUAAUUAUUUUUGGAAUUGAUAAGUUUAAUGCUGGUUAUUCUGAUGAAACAGUGUAUAGAAUUGCUUAUUAUUCUUGCGUAAACAUUAUUCUUGAAGACAUCCCUCAAUUGGUUAUUCAGGUUAUAUAUUUUAGAAGAACGUUGCAUUACGAUAUUAUACCUUUGUUAACACUUAUAUCGUCCUGUUUAAGUAUACUUAGUAAAGUUGUUGAUAAGUAUUACUUAUUCAGAUCAGGGAAAACAAAAUAUGAUGGCAAACUAUCUAAUGAACGUUCUAAUGAAAAGCCUGAUGAUAAAACUUAUGAAGAACCAAAUGAGAAAAUUUCUUUAACUUCUCCUGUUCCUGCCUCUUCUUCCUCAACUUCUUCUCGUACUCCUGCUUCUUAA
Messenger RNA from Funneliformis mosseae, 2613 nucleotides. NCBI's taxonomy places the organism in Eukaryota, Fungi, Glomeromycota, Glomeromycetes, Glomerales, Glomeraceae. The record is from the annotation of a GenBank genome assembly.